This is a messenger RNA of Malaya genurostris, 3162 nucleotides long. It is a transcript of the gene syd, whose product is annotated as JNK-interacting protein 3. Gene Ontology annotation, molecular function: kinesin binding; signaling receptor complex adaptor activity; MAP kinase scaffold activity. NCBI's taxonomy places the organism in Eukaryota, Metazoa, Arthropoda, Insecta, Diptera, Culicidae. Gene Ontology annotation, biological process: vesicle-mediated transport. The record is from RefSeq and is a predicted model, not a curated record. The transcript has 10 exons. Bases 142 to 3162 code for a protein of 1006 amino acids. Gene Ontology annotation, cellular component: cytoplasm.
GACAGCUGUUUGUUUUCUUUGAUUUUCUAGUUUGUCGAAUUAUUUCGAGUCAUUGAAAAAUAAGAUAUAUUUGAUAUAUCCUCAGUAAAUCACAGUUUUUUAUCGCACACUUCGUUAGUGCAAAUCAAAUCGUGAUCAAAAAUGGAAACAAAUGAUGUUAACUCAGAGGUUGUGUAUGGGACUCAAGACGAUACUGCAUUGGUUAUGUCGGAAAAGGUACAAUCUCUAGCCGGUUCAAUUUACCAAGAAUUUGAACGCAUGAUACAACGAUACGAUGAAGAUGUUGUAAAAACUCUUAUGCCCCUGCUUGUAAAUGUACUUGAAUGUUUAGAUUCCGCAUAUCAAAUAAAUCAAGAACAAGACGUCGAACUAGAACUGCUUCGAGAGGACAAUGAGCAACUAGUAACACAGUAUGAAAGAGAGAAAAGUGCUCGAAAGCAGUCUGAGCAAAAACUUUUGGAAGCCGAAGACUUAGCAGAGCAAGAAAACAAAGAGUUGGCUGGUCGAUUGGAAUCGCUUGAAAGUAUAUUAAGAAUGCUGGAAUUGAAACAUAAAAAUAGUCUAGACCAUUCUAGUCGCUUGGAAGAAAGAGAAUCUGAACUUAAGAAAGAGUAUAGUAAAUUACAUGAUCGUUAUACGGAAUUAUUUAAAUCACACGUCGACUACAUCGAACGAGCCAAAAUAAUGAUGGGUAGUUCAUCCCAUUCGCAAAUGGGAUGCACUUCAAAUCGAAUAGAUUUACAGCGUUCCAGAUUACUUCCACCACCUCGCACUUGUAGUUCAGCAUCAUAUGGGUUUGCAUCACUUGAAAAUAACGCGGUUUUUGACGCAGACGUGAUAUGCAGUGAAAGUUGCAGUUCCAGUUCAGGUCCAUCGUCUCUUAAUAAUGAAUUGGAAAAGAAAAUAAUCACACAACAAUCGAUCAUACUCAACAAAUCUACACCAGUAUCACAAGAAAAACCGGAAACGCCUGGUGAACAACCAAUGACGAGACCACCCGUGGGCAAAACUACAACUAAAAAUGAACUUAGAUCAAGCAAUACUCUGUACCAAGAGUUGUCAUUUCAAGACGAAAAUAUCGAAAAUCCUGAAACCGAAAUAACAGGAGGAUGGGUACAUCCCGGAGACUAUGCUUCAUCUGCAAACGAUAACUUUUUUGGUAUGGGCAAAGAGGUUGAAAAUCUAAUUAUGGAAAAUAACGAGUUGUUGACUACCAAAAAUGCCUUGAAUAUUGUAAAAGACGAUCUUAUUGUCAAAGUCGAUGAAUUGACUGGAGAAAUAGAAAUUCUUCGAGAGGAACUAAACGCGGUAAUACUUUCCAGAAACAAGUUGAAAUCUAAGAUUGAAGAAUUGGAAGAUGAGCUGAAGAAAACCAAAACUUUUGUUAAACAAACUUGUAAUGAACAAGAUGAUGAAGGUGAUAUUCCUAUGGCUCAAAGGAAGAGAUUUACACGUGUAGAAAUGGCUCGUGUUCUUAUGGAAAGAAAUCAGUACAAAGAACGAUUUAUGGAACUUCAAGAUGCUGUUCGCUGGACGGAAAUGAUGCGAGCUUCUCGUGUAGAAAGUUUAGAUAAAAAAUCUAAACAAAGCAUCUGGAAGUUUUUUAGUAACUUAUUCAGUUCAAAUGAUAGACCGCUUGAUUCAUCCGGAUCAAGUCAUUUUCAAUCUAUGGAACAAUCGCCCAUAAUAAUGUUAAACAAAGAUGGAGAUAUUCCUAUUUCGGAAAAAAUUACGCAAAGAAAACGAGAGCAGUAUCGACAAGUUAGGGCUCAUGUUCAAAAAGAAGAUGGACGGUUUCAAGCUUAUGGAUGGAGCUUACCUACAACAAAAUCACUGCAAAGCUGCAAUUAUUCCAAAACUAACUGUAUUGUCCCUGUCCCGGUACCUGUUUACUGCAGACCUUUAGCAGAAGCCAGUCCCCACAUGAAAGUCUGGUGUGCCAGCGGUGUAAACUUACAGGGUGGUUUGAAAAAAGAUGGAAAUAGUAUAAUCAAAGACAAUGACAUUUGCAUACAAAAAAACGAAGAGAUAAACGAUUGUUCUCCUAUUGAGACAAACAAUGUUGAGUUGCUUGGUAAGACAGCUGCAUUUAUUGGUAAUAAACUAACCAACAAUACAGAUUUAAGUUCUUUUGUUUGGAUAUGUACCAGUACCCAUGCAGCAAGUACUGUCACUAUAAUUGACGCUAAAAAUCCUGCUGAAGUAUUGGAGUCCUUUUCAGUUUGUCAAAAUCACCUGCUUUGUAUCUGCACAGUGCGUGGUGCGAAUGAAACAGAUUAUGCUCAUAUACAGAAUAGUGAAGUAACUAAUGCAGAUUUUUUAGGAGAGAUGCUUGAAAAUCCAGGAGAACCUCCAGACGAUGUUGGCAAAGUGGUUUUCGUCACAAACGAAGAUAAUAUUUUAAUGGAUGAAUGUGUAAGUGCCAAUUAUUUAUCCAUAGAAACAGAUCAAAUCAAUUGCCAAAAGGAUGUGCCUUUCGAGUCUUUUGGUUGUGUGGCUCAUAAUAAUGAAUCGACUCCAGAAAAUUGCAACAAAUCUGAUAGUUGCCCCAGUUCUGAAGAACGUCAUAUUACAUCUGUUGGGCCAACUAUGUGGAUGGGGGCUCAAAAUGGAAUGCUGUAUGUACAUAGUUCGAUAACUAAAUGGAGCGAUUGUUUGCAUAAAAUUAUGUUACCAGAUUCAAUUCUAUCAAUAGUGCACGUUGAAUCUCGUGUUGUAGUUGCUCUGGCAAAUGGAUCACUAGCCGUAUUUCGAAGACAGCUAAAUGGCUCGUGGGAUGUAAACAAUUAUUACGUAUUAACACUAGGGUCACCAAGGUAUUCAACCAGAUGUCUCACAAUAGUCGGAGACAAAGUAUGGGCUGCACACCGAAACAAGAUUCACGUUGUAGAUCCAAUAUCACUAACUAUCAUUACAUCAUUUGAUGCGCAUCCAAGAAAAGAAAGUCAAAUAAGACAGAUGACUUCAACUGGUUCAGGUGUAUGGAUAUCUAUAAGGUUGGAUUCAACGUUGCGGCUGUAUUCUGCACAAACCUUCUGUCACGUGCAAGAUAUUGACAUUGAGCCGUACGUGUCGAAAAUGCUUGGAACGGGAAAGCUGGGAUUUUCAUUCGUGCGAAUAACAGCCUUACUUGCGGCAUGCAACCGGCUGUGGAUAGGUUAG